AUUGGCAGACUGUCAAUCCCUCACCAAAGCGGCCAUCAAACAACAUAAAACACACACAGUCACUGGGCUGCUGGGCUCAUAAAUUCCAGCUGGCUGAUAUUUUUGCACAUUGCUUUGCAGAGAGUGUGUAAUUAAUUUUUUUACAGUUCUUUCCCCUUUAUUUCCGCUCUUUUCUUUACACAAGUUCAAACUUUUGAUAGCUGCAAUUUUGCCCCCAUUGUACAGACUUGGGAUCAUUUGUUAUUUUUUGGGGGGGGAGGGCAAUUAAUUUUUUUCAUCUGUGUUUGUGUUUUCUUGGGCUUUUUUUAAUGUUGCAAUUUGGGGAUGGGGGUGUUUGCUUGGUUUGUUGUGGUUUUUGCUGUUUGCCACCCUCCUAACUUUUUAAGGAUUUGAAAGCAAGUUUUUUGUGUUUUUUUUUUUUAAUUUGUCUUUUUUUGCGAAGAAGAUCUUUUUUUGGACAAGUGGAGGAAAGACAUAAAAAGCAACAAUAAAAAUAAAAAAAGAAGAAGAGAGAAAGAAAAAAGCUUUGGAGGAAGAUUGUACGAGGGAGAGAAAACUGCAAAGAAACCUGAUCAACUCAUUUAUUCAAGCCACAAAUAUCAUAAUUAUGAUGAAAGAAGAUUGUAACUAAAGAAGGGAGUGAUUUACUGCAUUGGAAAGAAGAGAGUGGAAUAAACAACUGAGAUCCGGUGAAAUACUAAAUACUGAUUUUUUUUUUAAUUUGCGAUAGCAAAAUAACAACAAACAGGAACUGAAAUUGACUACAAGAGCCAGAGAUUUAUUUGCAUUUUCUUUUCUAAGCACAAACCUCCUUCCUCUGAUUGUGAGGCUGUUUUCGCCGUUUCUCCUGCUGCUAUCUCUGAAAGUGCAUUGAUUGGGCUGCGGUAGGAGGUAUGGAUGAUCAGUCCAGGAUGUUGCAGACUCUGGCCGGUGUGAACCUGGCUGGCCACUCGGUGCAGGGGGGGAUGGCUCUGCCUCCUCCCCAUGGACAUGAAGGGGCAGACGGCGACGGCAGAAAGCAGGACAUCGGAGACAUCCUCCAUCAGAUCAUGACCAUCACUGACCAAAGCCUGGAUGAGGCACAAGCAAAAAAGCAUGCACUGAACUGCCACCGAAUGAAGCCUGCUCUGUUCAGUGUCCUGUGUGAAAUCAAAGAGAAAACAGGUUUGAGCAUCCGAGGAGCCCAGGAGGAAGACCCUCCCGAUCCCCAGCUAAUGAGACUGGACAAUAUGCUUCUGGCAGAAGGGGUUUCAGGUCCUGAGAAAGGUGGGGGAUCGGCAGCAGCAGCCGCAGCCGCAGCAGCCUCUGGAGGGUCCUCAGAUAACUCUAUCGAACACUCAGAUUACAGAGCCAAAUUGACCCAGAUCAGACAAAUCUAUCACACAGAGCUGGAGAAAUAUGAACAGGCGUGUAACGAAUUCACCACACACGUGAUGAACCUUCUCCGAGAACAGAGUCGGACACGUCCCAUUUCUCCCAAGGAGAUCGAAAGGAUGGUGGGCAUCAUCCAUCGAAAAUUCAGCUCCAUCCAGAUGCAGCUCAAACAAAGCACUUGUGAAGCAGUAAUGAUUCUGAGAUCAAGGUUCCUUGAUGCCAGGUACGUAUCCAACUGGUUUGGCAAUAAGAGAAUCAGGUACAAGAAGAAUAUAGGGAAGUUUCAGGAAGAAGCCAAUCUUUAUGCUGCAAAAACAGCUGUGACUGCAGCACAUGCCGUGGCAGCAGCUGUCCAGAAUAACCAGACAAACUCCCCCACCACACCAAACUCUGGUUCUUCUGGUUCUUUUAACCUCCCAAAUUCUGGGGACAUGUUCAUGAACAUGCAGAGUCUGAAUGGGGAUUCUUACCAGGGGUCCCAAGUCGGAGCCAAUGUGCAAUCACAGGUGGAUACCCUGCGUCAUGUUAUCAAUCAGACGGGAGGGUACAGUGAUGCCUUGGGAGGAGGGGCACUGUACAGUCCACACAAUUUAAAUGCUAAUGGAGGCUGGCAGGACGCAACUACUCCAUCUUCUGUGACUUCCCCUACAGAAGGGCCGGGAAGUGUGCACUCUGAUACCUCUAACUAAUCUCCUAGCAACACUUUUUCCCUGAGCUGAGAUGCCUUGAUUAGCGCAUUCAGAGUAACAGGAGAAAAAGAAAGGAAUUUUUUUUGUAGCCAACCACCUACAGCUUUACUGUAAAACCUUGUCUUAUUAGAAAACUUGGUAAAUCUGUUUUUUAAAGGUAUCAUAAUCAUUUGUAUUUAUACUUAAAACACACAAUGUUAAAAAGCACUUUAUCCAAUUAGGCCAAGAUUUAGCAUUGUUUAUAGCCCUGUAACUAUUUUAUCAUAAUUUAUUAUCAGCUGUUUUAACAAUGAUGGUCUAACAGUUGCCAAUUACUUGGCCUUAAGGGUAAAAGUACAGUAUAUGCUUAACCUCAGUAGCAAGAGCCGACACAAAGAAACACCCCACCUAAAUUUAACUUCUUGCAUAUUUCCAUGGAAAGUCUAAAUGAAUUACAAACUUUGAUUGUGUUUAAUCUUUUCAUAUCUCUUAUAGAGUUGGAAUAAAAAGAGCUGUUCAGUUAUUUCAGUUAACAAUGGUUGUGUUUAAGAAUCCUUAUUCGUCACAUUUUUGUUGUGAUCUAUUGUUUUAUAAAUUAGAUUGGAAACUGGGAGCACCAGCAUCUACUCUCUGUAUUUCAAUAAUGGACAUAAAUUGUUCUAAGAGAUGAAGAUACUUGCUGCUUAUUUUUGUGGAAGCCAAGAUCUGGGGUUUUACAGUACGAGCUAGGUGCUGCACACGGAUUUGCCAAGACUUGCUACGUCCUCUUGGUAACAACAACAAAAACAAGGAAGGCACCAUUGUAUGGAGUGUUGUAUAUAGUGUAGCAAAAGAGUAUUUAUACAUCUCACCAAUCAAAACACAGCUUUAUUACCUCAUGCGAACUCAUACAAACCAAUAGAAUUUCAACAUGUUCUGUAGCUUAGAGUGCUCACUUACUACCUCUGAACAAUACUCACGCUGUAGUUUGUCUCUUUCUUAUCUUUUUGCAUCUUGUAAUUAACCCUUUGUUUCCCCUCAUGAAAUGUAAUGUACAUUGUAAUCUUUUAAAAAAAAAUCAGGGUUGCAUUUGCAACUUUUAAAAAAGCUAAAGUGGAAACAUUGGGUCUUAGGUUUAACACAAAACAGUAAAACUGUUGUAAAUACUGAGAAACAUUUUGAAUGUUCUUCAUCUUGUUACUAAUCCACGCAAAAAACAACAACUAAUUGUAAUGCAUACAGAUUUCAGUAUUCAGUACUGUAUAUUUCGCCCUGUAUAACAGGGGGCCCUUUCUUUCUCUCUUUUGUAUUGUAUGCGAUUCUGAAACUGAUUGAGUCAUGAAAAUAAUUUGUGGCAGUGAUUCUAAUGUAUUAAAACGUUUCGUGUUACUUUCUAACUGGAUUACACCCUGGAUUGAAAAGUCUUCCUCGUGGUAGUUAUAUGUAGUUUCAAACAU
Molecule: messenger RNA, 3478 nt
Organism: Terrapene triunguis (Three-toed box turtle)
Lineage: Eukaryota; Metazoa; Chordata; Testudines; Emydidae
Gene: PBX3
Product: PBX homeobox 3
Exons: 8
Coding region: 894-2063 (389 amino acids)
Biological process (GO): regulation of DNA-templated transcription
Cellular component (GO): nucleus
Molecular function (GO): transcription factor binding; DNA-binding transcription factor activity; transcription coregulator activity
Source: RefSeq, a predicted model, not a curated record